ACUUAAAGAAAGUCUCUUUUAAAAGUUCUACCUCAUUUAAAAAUGGGUAUACUCCUUUGCACCAAAAAGCUAGCACAAUAUAUGCAUGGCUUUUAUUUUCCAUCCUAGCUUGUAUGUAUAUAUAGCACCAUUGUUGAGAAGAAGCUUUUCACUCAAAAUACUAGGCUUCAUAAUAUUUUUGAAAUAAUUCAAUGGCUCUAAGCAGGCGACCAGCAAGAUUUACAAGAAGACCAGAUUCCAUGCAACACAAAACAAUUAGUGAAGAACAGUUAGAGUCACUCAGGGUGAGGGCUGCUGCUGCUGGUAUUUACACUGACAAGCAAAAUCCCGAGGAGGACAAAUAUCCAGCAAAGGUUCAUCAGGAGGUGAUGGGUAUUAAAAUGGAAAGGGUCAUAAAAAAAGAGCAUGGUGAUGACGAUGUGAAGGUGGAUAGAGAGGUGGCGCAUGAGGAUACAAAGGAAAAGGAAUCACCAAAAAAGAACAACAAUACGAAGAACACAUCAAUGUAA
Molecule: messenger RNA, 509 nt
Organism: Arachis ipaensis
Lineage: Eukaryota; Viridiplantae; Streptophyta; Magnoliopsida; Fabales; Fabaceae
Source: RefSeq, a predicted model, not a curated record